CCUCAACAUCCUCUAUGAUAUCUGCUGUAUAUCUCUAAUGAGUCCACCACCAGGAGCAAAUGACUCCAAAACGCCCCCAAUAGUCUCCCUCCUCGCUGGGGGUGUGGCUGGCGGAAUCGAAGCUGCGGCAUCCUAUCCGUUCGAAUUUGCGAAGACUCGAGUCCAGCUUCGUAGCCAGAAAGGUGUCCCCACACCUAAGAAUCCAUUCAUUGUAGUUUCCCAAGUGUAUCGCUCAGAGGGCCUCCGCGCCUUAUAUAAAGGAUGUGGCGCAUUAGUUGUGGGAUCCAUCGCCAAAGACGGCGUCCGCUUCCUCUUCUUUGACGCCAUCAAAAACUCCUUCGCCGACCCCGUCACCGGCACUACCUCUCCCCUGCGUAAUCUCCUCGGUGGCAUGACCGCCGGCGUCGUCGCCUCCAUCACCGCCGUCACCCCAACUGAGCGCAUCAAAACCGCCCUCAUCGACGACGCCCGCACGGAAAAGCGCUUCCGGGGCGGCUUUCACGCCACUAAGGUCAUCUGGCAAGAAGGCGGCAUCUUGGGCCUAUACCGCGGUUUCGCAGGCACAACGCUCAAGCAAGCAUCUGCCACCGCGUUCCGUAUGGGUACGUACAACAUCCUCAAAGACUUCGAGACAGUUAGGGAUAUUCCGCAGAACACGGCGACGAACUUCGCAAACGGGAGUGUGGCGGGCGUGGUGACGACGUUGUGUACGCAGCCUUUUGAUGUGAUCAAGACGCGGAGCCAAAGCGCGCAUGGGGCGAGCACGAUGGAGGCGGUGAAGAGCGUGUGGUUGGAUUAUGGACUCAAGGGGUUCUGGAGGGGGACGACGAUGAGGUUGGGGCGGACGGUGUUUAGUGGCGGGAUUUUGUUUACGUCUUAUGAGGCUGUGGCCGCGAUUUUGAAUCCGAUGUUUGCGGUGGUGAAGGAGAAGUUGCCGAUAGAUGGAUAGACGGAUAGACGGAUAGUUUUCGUUUUGGAGCUUGACUGCUAAGUCAUGGUUUCCGGAUGUUCAGGUACCAAGAUAUAACAUAUGCCCCUGGAUAAUAUACCGUGAGGAGACAAGUAACCGUUGCGAAUCCG
This is a messenger RNA of Mytilinidion resinicola, 1080 nucleotides long. RefSeq names its product tricarboxylate transport protein, mitochondrial precursor. NCBI's taxonomy places the organism in Eukaryota, Fungi, Ascomycota, Dothideomycetes, Mytilinidiales, Mytilinidiaceae. The transcript is spliced from 4 exons. Bases 38 to 949 code for a protein of 303 amino acids. Gene Ontology annotation, biological process: mitochondrial citrate transmembrane transport. The record is from RefSeq and is a predicted model, not a curated record.